AUGGCACGAGUAUUCUUCGAAAUAACCGGCAAUCGCGGCAGGCUACAACACAUGCGGCAUGGGAUGGUUGGUCGCGGCGAAAAAGAUCGAGUUGGUAUCAAGCACCACGCAUCAGGAUCAAAGGAUGACCGUUUUUUGCUACCGAAAGCAUGUCAGAGAGGAACCGGUGCGGACUAG
Molecule: messenger RNA, 177 nt
Organism: Histoplasma capsulatum G186AR
Lineage: Eukaryota; Fungi; Ascomycota; Eurotiomycetes; Onygenales; Ajellomycetaceae
Exons: 2
Coding region: 1-177 (58 amino acids)
Source: RefSeq, a predicted model, not a curated record